This is a messenger RNA of Alligator sinensis (Chinese alligator), 3182 nucleotides long. RefSeq names its product eukaryotic translation termination factor 1 (gene ETF1). Bases 14 to 1228 code for a protein of 404 amino acids. The transcript is spliced from 9 exons. Gene Ontology annotation, molecular function: sequence-specific mRNA binding; translation release factor activity, codon specific. Gene Ontology annotation, cellular component: translation release factor complex; cytosol. Gene Ontology annotation, biological process: cytoplasmic translational termination. The record is from RefSeq and is a predicted model, not a curated record. Lineage: Eukaryota; Metazoa; Chordata; Crocodylia; Alligatoridae.
CAAUGGCACCAGCAUGAUAUCAUUGAUCAUUCCCCCCAAAGACCAGAUUUCACGAGUGGCAAAAAUGUUAGCAGAUGAAUUUGGUACCGCCUCAAACAUAAAGUCUCGAGUGAAUCGCCUUUCAGUUCUGGGAGCCAUUACAUCUGUACAGCAAAGACUCAAACUCUAUAACAAAGUACCUCCAAAUGGUCUGGUUGUUUACUGUGGAACAAUUGUGACGGAAGAAGGAAAAGAAAAGAAAGUCAACAUAGACUUUGAACCAUUCAAACCAAUCAAUACGUCAUUGUAUUUGUGUGACAACAAAUUCCAUACAGAGGCUCUUACGGCGCUGCUGUCUGAUGACAGCAAGUUUGGUUUUAUCGUAAUAGAUGGUAGUGGCGCACUCUUUGGAACUCUUCAAGGAAACACAAGAGAAGUCCUGCACAAAUUCACUGUGGAUCUCCCAAAGAAGCAUGGUAGAGGAGGUCAGUCUGCCUUGCGUUUUGCUCGUUUGAGGAUGGAAAAGCGGCACAACUAUGUUCGGAAGGUAGCAGAGACAGCUGUGCAAUUGUUCAUUUCUGGUGACAAGGUGAAUGUGGCUGGUCUCGUUUUAGCUGGAUCAGCUGACUUCAAAACGGAACUAAGUCAAUCUGACAUGUUUGAUCAGCGGUUGCAAUCCAAAGUGCUGAAACUAGUUGACAUCUCGUAUGGUGGAGAAAAUGGAUUCAAUCAAGCAAUUGAGUUAUCCACCGAAGUCCUUUCCAACGUGAAGUUCAUUCAAGAGAAGAAACUAAUAGGCCGAUACUUUGAUGAAAUCAGUCAGGAUUCAGGGAAGUAUUGCUUUGGUGUUGAAGAUACACUAAAAGCUUUGGAAAUGGGAGCAGUAGAGAUACUGAUAGUUUAUGAAAACCUGGAUAUAAUGAGAUAUGUUCUCCACUGCCAAGGCACUGAAGAGGAGAAGAUCUUGUAUUUGACACCAGAACAAGAGAAAGAUAAAUCCCACUUCACAGAUAAAGAGACUGGCCAGGAACAUGAACUGAUAGAAAGUAUGCCCCUUCUGGAAUGGUUUGCUAACAACUACAAAAAAUUUGGAGCAACAUUGGAAAUCGUUACAGACAAGUCACAGGAAGGAUCCCAAUUUGUGAAAGGAUUUGGAGGAAUUGGAGGUAUCUUGCGGUACCGAGUGGAUUUCCAGGGAAUGGAAUAUCAAGGAGGAGAUGAUGAAUUUUUUGACCUUGAUGACUACUAGGUAGUCGACCUGGGUCUGGCAAAACGUGCCUCACCCCUCCAGCAUCCAACCCAAGGAACAAACUCAUGGUGGAAAACACAAGAGAUCCCUGCCUUAGAAUUGGAACAUUUCCAGAACUUGAUCCACAAGCAUUGGAUUUAAAAAAAAGAAAAAAAAGAAAAAAAAAAAAAAUGAAACCUACACUUUGGUUUGUCAUAGUGUCAGUACAGCAGCAAGCUACUAAGUUCCUAUAUGCCACUUCGGACUAAUUUAAAAGAAAUCCCAGUUUUUACUUUUACUCAAUGGUGAAAUUGGUUGUAUUUUAUGAAAAUGAUUUUUUUUUAACCUUCAUGAUACAUUAACUGCUGUAAACCUUCUUCCUUGAAAAAAUUAAUAGAAGUAAGAUCCUACUGGUUUGUUUCUUUUUAUUUUGAUUGGGGAAAAUCAGUUGCUGCAUUUUUUGCGGUGACAUGACCCAUUUACAUGGCAUUCUCAGCUUAGACUGCAGAAGAAGAAACAUGAUGAUAGAUUGGCAUUGUUUGCUAAAUAUUGGCAGAAUAAGAGGAGGUUCUUCUCAAGUGCCAGCUUACAAGGUGUGGCUUGCAAAUUAAUAGCCGGGCUGGUAGAAACUUCCCAAACCAUGUUAUUUUAAUCAAUUUUGAAAAAACUCUGCUCCUGCAAAUUAGGAAACGCGCUUCAUUGAUCACAGCAAAAGUGUUGCCAGGCUUAAUUUUGAGAGAGAGAUGGUCUGGUGUUCAUUUUUUCCAGUCUCAGCAGAAAUAUACACAUGAUUUAAAUAUAGUCAGGUACACUUUUUUUGUUAAGCUCUGCUCUUCCUUCAUAAGAGUUUUACCUUUAUUUUAGGACUGCCUUGAUUAUGUAAAUUUGAUUGAAACCAUAAAUGUCUAAAUAGCAGCAAGUAUUGCACAGGAGCACCUAACAAGAUGAGAUGUUGAUUAAAUCCUUGGUAGAGGAGGACUUGGACCAUUUAAUACUUGUACACUGAACAUUAGCACAUCCCUGGGGGAGAACCAACUCCUCCACACCAAGGAUUGCAUCUCAUUUGAUCAUUAAGUGCUCAUUCAAACUGGGUGCUCAACUCUCAGAAGUGGGAACCCACUUCUGUUGUACCCAGGCUUGAGCAAGUUUUGUAAUGCCUGCCACAUUUCUAAACAGUAGAAAUGGCUACAUUUCUAGCCUUCCCUCCACAUACCUCCAGCCUUUUCUCUCUUUUUUUUUUUAAAUCAAAGGCUUAAGUUGACAUUGGCAUGACAUGUAACAGGUCUGACCUUUCUGUAGUCUCUUGGGUUAGUGGGUUUUCUGAUGGGUACUUUUGACACUUUAGUGUCUGUUCUCCACUGGCCUCAGACACUUAGCACAUUGGUGGAAAGCAGCUGCUUGUUCCCAAGUAGCAUUCUUGCCUAUUGUUCCAAUAAUCCUGUUUCACUUGAAAGGAAUGGGGGAGUUUGUCUUAACUUUUGUGCUCCUAGAGGUCCAAAAUGACCGUCAGGUGUGAGCAAUAUGAUUUGUACCCCUGGAUUAUUAUGCAGCAAACCGCUUGAUGUUUGCCAUUGUCUACAACAUGCUUUUCACAUUAAAGCUGGAAUCUCAUAUCAAAGUGUUUUUUAUAUGAUUGGUUCUGCUCUGGAUUUGCACAAAACCCAAGUGCAAGCAAAUAUACAGUCUUCAAAGCAGUAUGUUUUGGAUUUUGCCAUUGUAAAUGGGUCUAAUGUGACAUGACAAGACCAGAAAAAUUGGAUGUAAAUUUACAUUUUUGAAUAUACUGCUUGUUGUUUCACAUGAUACAUUAGGGUAUGCAGCUCCUUUUUGUAGUUUUUAUUUUUACUAUUUAAGUUUGGAAAUGAUGCCAAAUUUUUGUAUUUCUUUAAUCAAUGUGUUCUCUUCAGUGAUAUAUAUUGCAUUAUAUAUUGAUGUGUAUAUCAAUAUAUACUGAUAUGUAUUACACUUACACAUA